AUGACUCAAGAAUUUCAACCAAUCGCAUGUCUGUGCAGACGGAUAGAGUUUCCGCUGCGAUUGGACAUUUUCUAGCUGCUAGCUCACUCUGCAACCCGUUGAUCAUAGCUCCAAAAUCCAAGAUGGAUGACUUGGAAGUAGAAGUAUGCGGCGAGAUUGGUGCCUAUUAUAAGGCUUACGUCACUGAUGUUUUUGAGAAAGAGGUGUCAGUUGUGUUUGAGAAUGAGUAAGUCCAUAUUUCACUUUUCUUCCUUUUAUAAUAUCAAUCAAUCAUAGUAAUGUAUACUACAGACUAGAAUACAAACCAAAUUGUUUGUUCUUCACGUGUAAAGUUUUUUGUGACAUUAAUUUCCACAAAUGACAAAAAAAAAUCCAUAUUAAUUUUACUAGGCUAUAUUAAUAUUUCAUUAGAUGCAGUGGUU
Nilaparvata lugens (brown planthopper) is the source of this 422-nucleotide messenger RNA. RefSeq names its product fragile X mental retardation syndrome-related protein 1 homolog. Lineage: Eukaryota; Metazoa; Arthropoda; Insecta; Hemiptera; Delphacidae. The record is from RefSeq and is a predicted model, not a curated record. The coding region runs from base 27 to 230 and encodes 67 amino acids. The transcript is spliced from 2 exons.